Populus euphratica (Euphrates poplar) is the source of this 1986-nucleotide messenger RNA. RefSeq lists its product as uncharacterized. Bases 348 to 1532 code for a protein of 394 amino acids. Lineage: Eukaryota; Viridiplantae; Streptophyta; Magnoliopsida; Malpighiales; Salicaceae. The record is from RefSeq and is a predicted model, not a curated record. The transcript has 2 exons.
UGCAUGGAUAAUUGAAUAAUAAAAAAAAUCUCACAAAUUUCUUGUUUUUGCAAGGGGGCUUCCCAACCCCACCUUUGUAAAGCAAAAACUCUUCCUACGACCAGAACAGAACCAAAGCAUUCUUUUCAUGCCCCUGUGUCUUCUCGUUACUUACCUUCACACGAAAUCCAACCUUCUCUCUUCCAUUACCCCCUCGUCUUUCUUCUCCUUCAAACAAAACCAACAAAUUUCCACACUUUUUUACAUAAUUUAUUUCACUGUUAAAGUAAUUAUCUUUGUCGAAUAAUGAGAUAGUGAAAAGACAGAAUCUUGAUUUGUUUUGGAGGUUUUUUGAUUUGUUUAGUGUAAUGGGAAAUUGGAGAAAUCGUCCAUCACGUAGAUUCUUUAACAAAACAUCAACAACGUAUUCUUAUGUCUACCCUGAAUCUCCUCCUCACUCAAGCUUUGUUGAUGAUGGUAUUCCUUCAUGGGAAAAGAAGUUCUGCUCUUUGAUUGGAUCAGUACCGUGGCGGAAGGUUGUAGAUGCUAAGAAGUAUAUGUAUUGCCAUGGUAACAUACUCAAUUGGGAUGACUCAGCAGGUGAAGAGGCAUUUCAUAAUGCUAAAAAACGCUUCUGGGCAGAGAUCAAUGGUGUCUCUUGUGGCAUCUCUCCACCUGAUCCAAAUUUAUAUAUCGAUGAAAUAAAGUGGAAUGCCUACAUUGAUCCUGAAGUCAUCAAGGACUUGGAACAAGAUCUCUUUGUCCCCUAUGAGGGAGAUACAGGUGGCAAGGUAGGGCGUAAAAACAAAAAAAGAAGGAAGUUUGUCUCCAUUCCUUCAAAUGGGUGUUAUGAGAAUACAGAUGAUGCUAAAAAUCCUUGGGAAAGUAAUAACAAUAUGCAAAGCAGCUUGUCUUUGAUUGAUAAAGCGAAGAGCUGGAACCAAUGGGAUUCUGAUAUCAACAAAUCUAGUAAUUUAAAUAAAGUUGAUAACCCCUGGGAGCGUGGCUUUUCUCAGGAAUCUGAAGCUGUGAAGGGCAAGACAUGGGGUGUCUGUGGUAAUAAAUCAUGGGGAUGGAAUCAUAGUGGAAACCAUGUUGAUCAGUCAAAUGAUUGGAAUAACAACAGUAACCCCUGGCAGCAUAGCCGUCAAGGAGUUGACCCUGCAAAUGACAAAGGGUGGGGCAAUUUGAGGGAUAGUUCUCGGGGCUAUAAACAGCAUGAAUCAAGGAAAUGGAAUAAUGACUGCAAAUCUUGGGGAAACGGAUUUUUUCAGGGUAGUGGAGCUUCUAAAGAUAGAAAAUGGGAAGACAACGGCAGCAAUUCACAGGGUUGGAAACAGUGGGAUAAUUAUGGUAAAAAUACAAAAGGUUUGGAUUUCAGAAAACAUGGUGGUGGUUGGGAAACCCGGAAUGAGGGUUCCUGGCAGAGGGAAGGUGCUCACCAACAUAUAACUGGCUACGAAAGCACAAGGUUUCAAGGGGAUGGUUUUCAAACAGGUCAUUCCUGGAGUGGAGGAAGAACUAAGAGGAGGGUUAGUUUUGCUUUUGAAUAGCCAAUGUUUGUUGAAUAUUCUUUCUUUUUUCUUUUUCCUUUUGCCUGGGAAACAGAUGCCUGUGCUGCCAACUCAUAUUUCUGAAGAUGACAGAAAUUCACAGCAUCAAAUGGAGCAGAUUUUUGCAGAUGCCAUCAAGCUUUUAGAUUUCUGUUUAUUUCUUUGACUCACAAAGAUAUGCUUCUUGUGUGCAAUUCACACUACACCCUGACAAAUAAAGAAAGAAACAAUCCUACUGGGUGUUCAAAAGUUCAUACAUGCAAUUUCUUUAGAAAAUCUACGAACAGAUUAUUAUUAUUAUUUUUUUGGAAUUUGUCAUCAAUGGCGUAUUUAGGCCUCUGGAUUGUAUCUUGUGCAGUAUCAUAAAUUGAAUGUGAACCUGCCAAAACAGUUCCCCUUUUGGGUGGUUAAUUCUGUACUGACAUCUGAUUGUUCAAGUCAGGUGAUUCGAUUA